GUUAUUCACCCCAAGUCAGACGACCAAAGAAAACGUUUAAACGAUGCAAUCAAGAACAUCCUACUGUUUCGGUCCUUGGACGACGAGCAGAUGCAGGAAGUUUUAGAUGCAAUGUUCGAGAAGGAGGUUCACCCUGGAGAUGUGAUUAUACAGCAAGGAGAUGACGGAGACAAUUUUUACGUCAUCGAUCA
Molecule: messenger RNA, 191 nt
Organism: Candidula unifasciata
Lineage: Eukaryota; Metazoa; Mollusca; Gastropoda; Stylommatophora; Geomitridae
Source: the annotation of a GenBank genome assembly